Messenger RNA from Ambispora leptoticha, 922 nucleotides. NCBI's taxonomy places the organism in Eukaryota, Fungi, Glomeromycota, Glomeromycetes, Archaeosporales, Ambisporaceae. The record is from the annotation of a GenBank genome assembly.
AUGAAAUCAUCAUCAAUUUUUGCAUUAUUUGCAUACAUCAGUAUAUCAGCCGUAAAAACUCAUGCAUGGGGUAAUGAAGGACACAUUACCGUUGGUAAUAUUGCCCAAAACAUACUCACGCCCGAAGUUGCGGGAAGGGUAAAGCAAAUUUUCCAAGAUCCAUCAUUUAAUGGAAAACUUGGUCCUGCCUCGAUUUGGGCCGAUGAAGUUAAACAUAAAAAAGGAGAAUACUUUGGAUGGAGUGCACCAUUGCAUUUUUUGGAUACGAACGAUGACCCAGGAAAGAGUUGCUCAGUCGAUAAGAACAAAGAUUGUCCGGAUGGUAAUUGUAUUGUUGGCGCCAUUGCGAAUUACACGGAACAACUUAAUUGUGCGAAUGGUGGUAGUGUUAAAACUCGGGAUGUUGCACUUCGAUUUUUAACCCACUUUUUUGGCGACAUAACUCAACCACUUCAUGUCUGUGGUCGCGAGCUUGGAGGAAAUAAACAUAAGAUUACGUUCAAUGGAAAGACGAAUAAUCUCCAUUCAAUAUGGGAUACAGAGAUGGUAGUCAAACGUAUCGGAGACUUUGGAAACGAUGUACAAAAAUACGCAGAUUUUCUCACAAACGAAAUAAAAACAGGUUCGUAUGAACAAAACUCGACAGAUUGGAUUGCAUGUGAUUCCACAAAAAGACGUAGAUCUCUUUUCGACAAUGGCUCAUUGCAAAGACGAGCAGAAGCCGAGAGUACAAGGUGUCCUUUUGUCUGGGCGACUGAUACCAACAGUAUUAAUUGUGGGGUCGUUUGGGAUUAUGUGGAUGCUAAUUCUGAUGCUGAUUUAUCGGAUGAAUAUUAUAAUCAAGUUCACCCGAUUAUUGAUAUGCAACUUGCUAAGGGGGGAUAUAGACUAGGUGUAUUUUUGAACAAUCUUUUGGGUGAUA